This is a messenger RNA of Chrysochloris asiatica (Cape golden mole), 1704 nucleotides long. RefSeq names its product transmembrane and coiled-coil domain family 1 (gene TMCC1). Gene Ontology annotation, cellular component: endomembrane system. The transcript is spliced from 5 exons. The record is from RefSeq and is a predicted model, not a curated record. Gene Ontology annotation, biological process: membrane fission; endosome membrane tubulation; endosome fission. NCBI's taxonomy places the organism in Eukaryota, Metazoa, Chordata, Mammalia, Afrosoricida, Chrysochloridae. The coding region runs from base 1 to 1704 and encodes 567 amino acids.
AUGGAGCCUUCGGGCAGUGAACAGUUAUAUGAGGACCCUGAUCCUGGAGGUAAAUCCCAAGAUGCAGAGGCCAGAAAGCAAACAGAAUCAGAACAGAAGUUGUCUAAAAUGACACACAAUGCUUUGGAGAACAUUAAUGUGAUUGGCCAAGGCUUGAAACAUCUCUUCCAGCAUCAGCGCAGGAGGUCAUCAGUGUCUCCACACGAUGUGCAGCAAAUUCAGGCAGAUGCAGAACCUGAAGUGGAACUGGAGAGCCAGACUGCAUGUGCUGAGAUUGAUGGUGUCCCCACCCACCCCACAGCUCUGAAUCGAGUCCUGCAGCAGAUCCGAGUGCCGCCCAAGAUGAAGAGAGGGACAAGCUUACAUAGUAGGCGGGGCAAGCCAGAGGCCCCAAAGGGAAGUCCCCAGAUCAACAGGAAGUCUGGCCAGGAGAUGGCAGCUGUUAUGCAGGCAGGCCGGCCCAGGUCUUCAUCCACAACGGAUGCUCCGACCAGCUCAGCGCUGAUGGAAAUAGCUUGUGCUGCUGCUGCGUAUGUACCAGGAGAGGAGACGACCGCAGAGCGGAUUGAGCGGCUGGAAGUAAGCAACCUUGCCCAGACUUCUAGUGCAGUGGCCUCUAGCACCGAUGGCAGCAUCCACACAGACUCCGUGGAUGGAACACCAGACCCUCAGCGCACAAAGGCUGCUAUUGCUCAUUUGCAGCAGAAGAUCUUGAAGCUCACAGAACAGAUCAAGAUUGCCCAAACAGCCCGGGAUGACAAUGUUGCUGAGUAUUUGAAACUUGCCAACAGCGCAGACAAACAGCAGGCUGCCCGCAUCAAGCAGGUCUUUGAGAAGAAGAAUCAAAAAUCUGCCCAAACCAUCCUCCAGCUACAAAAGAAACUCGAGCAUUACAACAUCUCUAACUUGAAGGACUCUUUAGAGGAAGGGCAAGUCGAAGACGGGGGGAAGACUUUGGGAGUGAUUUCGAACUUUCAGUCGAGCCCAAAAUACGGUAGUGAGGAAGAUUGUUCUAGUGCCACUUCAGGCUCAGUGGGAGCCAACAGCACCACUGGGGGCAUCGCUGUAGGAGCAUCCAGCUCCAAAACAAACACCCUAGACAUGCAGAGCUCAGGAUUUGAUGCACUACUACAUGAGAUCCAGGAGAUCCGGGAAACCCAAGCAAGACUCGAGGAAUCCUUUGAGUCGCUCAAGGAACACUAUCAGAGGGACUAUUCCUUAAUCAUGCAGGCCUUACAGGAGGAGCGAUAUAGAUGUGAACGAUUAGAGGAACAACUAAAUGACCUAACAGAGCUCCACCAGAAUGAAAUCUUGAACUUGAAGCAGGAAUUGGCCAGCAUGGAGGAGAAAAUCGCUUAUCAGUCCUAUGAACGAGCCCGGGACAUCCAGGAGGCCCUGGAGGCAUGCCAGACUCGCAUCUCCAAGAUGGAGCUACAGCAGCAGCAGCAGCAGGUGGUCCAACUGGAAGGGCUGGAGAACGCCACUGCCCGGAACCUUCUGGGCAAACUCAUCAACAUCCUUCUUGCCGUGAUGGCAGUCCUUUUAGUCUUUGUCUCCACAGUGGCCAACUGUGUGGUUCCCCUCAUGAAGACUCGUAGCAGGACGUUCAGCACUUUAUUCCUUGUGGUUUUCAUUGCCUUUCUCUGGAAGCACUGGGAUGCCCUCUUUAGCUACGUGGAACGGUUCUUUUCAUCCCCCAGAUGA